ACUCACUCACCAGCUACCAAUCCACACCUUGCCUUGUCCGCCAACAAUAUGAAACUCUCUUCAGUAGUCGCGACCUUCGUGGUCGCCACCCUUAUUGGCGUCUCCUACGCUCAAGUUCAAGUCCUCGACGUUGACGAAAUUCUCGGCGCCCAAGGCGUAUUUAACGGUCUGAAAGUACCAUUCGUUUCUUUCGGUGCGUUUGACGCCGCGGUGUCACAAGCAGUCUCCAAAUUCAGCUCCGUUCUCCAACUCGGCGCCUUGGAUGCUGCUUAUGCAAAUUUUGCCUCAAAAUUCGGCAAAAGUGGGGGCGAAGGGACCAAGAAUAUUUUCAAGACGAACAUCCUUGAGAUUUUCGGGCACAACUUGAAUGCAAAGGAAGGUCGAAAAACUUUCACGAUGGGAGUCAAUAAAUUUUCCGAUUUGACUCUUGACCAAGUGAAGGCCAAAUUCACUGGUGCCCAAGUCCCAAACAUCACUAGGCGAGAUCUUUUUGAAGAGGCCACCCCAGUAAAAUUGCCCUUAAUGAUGAACCGCCGACAAACCCGUGCCGCACCUGCUAGUAAAGAUUGGCGUGAUUAUGGAAUUGUGACCAAAGUUAAAAAUCAAGGUGGAUGUGGUUCAUGUACAGAUUUCGCAAACUCUGGUGCUCUCGAAUCUGCCAUGGCUCUUUACAAGGGAACAAACAAUCUCGACCUCUCCGAGCAAGAACUUGUCGACUGUCCUGCCAAUGUGGGCCGCUGCAACGGAAACAAUCCCGACCAGAUCUUUGAGUAUCAGAAAGCUGAAGGUCAAGUUUCUGAGGCGUCAUACCCAUAUGAGGCUAAAGUUGGGUCUUGUCGAAACGGAGGAAAAACUAAGCUCGCAAAGGUCUCCAACUUUUACAGGAUGGGACAAAAGGAUGAGAACACGAUGAAAGAAUGGCUCGCAACCUAUGGUCCACUUACGGCCAUAAUUGAGGUGAACAAUGACUUUUACAAGUACAAGAGUGGUGUCUUCACCUCUCCCUGCAGCAAAAAUAGCUAUGACCACGCAGUUAUGAUUGUCGGGUAUGGUUCCGAAGGCGGAAAUGACUAUUGGAUCGUCAAAAAUAGUUGGGCCGAUAAUUGGGGAGACAAAGGAUACAUCAAGAUGCUAAGAAAUAAAAGUUUCUGCAUGAUUGACAUGUACCCGAUUUUAGCUCAGGCAUAAUAAGCAUGCGAAAGGGAAUAUUAACUAAUAAAACUGGUCUGGAAAUGAUUAAUUAAGAAAUUAUA
This is a messenger RNA of Folsomia candida, 1253 nucleotides long. RefSeq names its product cathepsin L1. The record is from RefSeq and is a predicted model, not a curated record. Gene Ontology annotation, cellular component: lysosome. Bases 49 to 1188 code for a protein of 379 amino acids. Lineage: Eukaryota; Metazoa; Arthropoda; Collembola; Entomobryomorpha; Isotomidae. The transcript has 4 exons. Gene Ontology annotation, molecular function: cysteine-type endopeptidase activity.